Molecule: messenger RNA, 1192 nt
Organism: Polyodon spathula (Mississippi paddlefish)
Lineage: Eukaryota; Metazoa; Chordata; Actinopteri; Acipenseriformes; Polyodontidae
Product: guanidinoacetate N-methyltransferase-like
Exons: 6
Coding region: 137-841 (234 amino acids)
Biological process (GO): creatine biosynthetic process
Cellular component (GO): cytoplasm; nucleus
Molecular function (GO): guanidinoacetate N-methyltransferase activity
Source: RefSeq, a predicted model, not a curated record
CUUGCAAGCGCAGCACUUUCUGUUACUUAAAACUCUUGGGAUAGUCUGCACUGCCCCCUUUUCAAUCACCCCGGCACCCUGAAGUUUAAGAUUUAACCGAUUUUGUAUUUUUUUUUUUCUCUACCUAACCUUAGCCAUGAGUACCGAAGCCGCGCAGCCCAUCUUCGCCACGGGCGAGAACUGCAAGCCGGUGUGGACCGACGCGAAUGCCCAGUACAACCAGGCUGACACCCACCUAGAGAUCCUGGGGAAGCCGGUCAUGGAGCGAUGGGAGACCCCCUACAUGCACUCGCUUGCCACGGUAGCGGCGUCCAAAGGGGGGCGCGUACUGGAGAUCGGGUUCGGAAUGGCUAUCGCUGCCACUAAGGUGGAGUCGUUCCCCAUCGAGGAGCACUGGAUCAUCGAGUGCAACGACGGAGUGUUUCAGAGGCUGCAGGAGUGGGCCAAGAAACAGCCACACAAGAUCGUCCCUCUCAUGUGGGAAGAUGUGGUGUCAACACUGCCUGAUGGUCACUUUGAUGGUAUUCUUUAUGAUACCUACCCUCUGUCUGAAGACACCUGGCACACACACCAGUUCAACUUCAUCAAGGGCCACGCUCACAGGCUGCUGAAGCCUGGCGGUGUCCUCACCUACUGUAACCUCACCUCCUGGGGAGAGCUGCUUAAGACCAAAUACGACAACAUUGACACCAUGUUCCAGGAGACGCAGCUGCCUCGGCUGCUGGAGGCCGGCUUCAAGAAGGAGAGCAUAAGCACCAGCCUGAUGGACAUCUCCCCUCCCUCCGAGUGCAAAUACUACUCCUUCCACAAGAUGAUCACCCCCACCAUCCUCAAACAAUAAACCCUCUUCACCUGCCCAGCAAAACAAAGCCAAAUCUGCCCUGUGGCACCAAGCCAAUAAGAACGUGUGCUUGUUUGUGGGGGGGUUGCAUAUAUAAACAAGCUGCAAAAUAAGAGCUAGACGGUCCAUUGGAACCCUCUCAAAAGGUCUUGAUGGCUACAGCAGCAGAUCUUGUAUAGUAAUCCAGUUCCACAUCUUGCAUUUGCAUCUUCUCCAGCACCCUGUAUCUAUAUAUGAAACCAAGUAGCAACUGUACAGUCACAGAAAACAAUUUAUAGAAAUGAGAGAUCAUGUUCCUAUUUGUGUGGUUAUCCCAUGCAGUGCUAGCUUGAUUAAACAGUAACCUAGUAA